AUGGGUGAACGAACUAUUAUAAAACGGUCGAAUUCGGAAAAACCGUCUUUUUUUGAGGAUAUAUAUGGGAGUAGUCAAAAAGAAUCGUUUGAAAUUUCUGAUUCAAGCAUAGAAGGUUCGCCUAUCCUAAAGGUUCGUAAUAAAACCACUGAUACAAAAGCAUCAGUAAUACCUGCACAUCUAACAUUUCGUCACUAUGAAGACGCAGCUGGCGCACACGAGUCGCAUUCAAUUGAAACCGAUCAUGACGCACUUAAGCCUGAAAUUCCACCAAAUUACUUCAUUCCACGUUGUUAUACUACUUUUGAAGUCGUUCCUAAUGCAGAUAUCGCAAAUUUUCAAAGCACAAAAGAAGGUAAAACAGAAAGUGCAGAUUAUUGUGCUGCUUUUUGUUAUAAUAGUGGCUGCAGUGCAGCGGUUUAUGAGCCAUCAAAAAUAUCUGGUGUGAAAGGCAAAUGCAAGGUUCAGUUUGGUGGGCGUGAUCAGUGUGGACCAGAUUUACAAAGGCAUUAUCAUAUUGAACCCAAUGAACCCGUCUAUAUACAAUCAUCUCCACCAGGAUGUGAUUUAAAAGCACUAAUGAAUUUGUUGCAAAACCAAUCGAGUGCGAUUCAUGAAACAUCAAGCAUGCCUCCUACUGUCAGUACUAUCAGAAUUUCAACGGAAAACAUGGCCAGCUUGACUGAAUCUACUGUACCGACUGAAGCUCAGUCAAAAAUCAGCGAGACUUCAUCUGCAAGUGUUGCAAGCACAACUGAACCAUCGGAGGGUGCAGAAACAACAGAACAAAGUCAGCCAACUAGUGAGCAGCCAUUUAUUUCAAGUUUAGGUAUCGAAAGCACACCAUCGGAGGGUGCAGAAACAACAGAACGAAGUCAGCCAACUAGUGAGCAGCCAUUUAUUUCAAGUUCAGGUAUCGAAAGUACACCAUCGGAGGGUACCGAAGCUAUAGAACAAAGUCAGCCAACUAGUGAGCAGCCAUUUAUUUCAAGUUUAAAUGCAAUUCAAAAUGAAUCACCAUCAGUUGCUGAAUCUGUAGAUGAGCCUAUAAAGAAACUCAAUGGCACGCAACUGCAACAAGCAGGUGAGAAAUAUUCAACAAUUUUUUCUCUCCAGUGUUCUCAUUUUAUUUGUGAUCUCGAAGAUUGCAUUGUGCAGUUUCAAGCAGUUCCUUUUGAUUCAUCUAACACUGAACAUAAUUUAUCCGGCUUUAUUUCUUCUACAAAAGUAAAUUCACCAGAAAUAUGUGCUAAGAGAUGCUAUCAGGAAGGGUGCACAGCUGCCAAAUAUGAUCCAACUUCUGAAGAUUGUAUAUUGUCUUAUCAGGAUGGCCAGAUAUGUUCACCUGGAACGAAAAUUUAUACUGUUAAAACCACACAACCCAUUUGGAUUCACUGUACUAGCUGUAGAGCGAAUACUUUACCCAAAGUUAUUCCAGAGAAGCUGCAAGUAUGUCAUUUUAUUCCCAUCGGGUCGACGGAAAGUUUUCCUGAAAUUACAACAAAAAGUUUGAAACCAUUAGAGAAAAUUAGUGAACGUACAGAGCAAACUGUUGGAAUUACUGAAAUAAGUUCAGCCAUGAUGUCAAGUUCAACACAAUCAGAAUCCACUAGCGAAGAAACUCCAGUUGAUAAAAUAAGCAUAGAAACAACUUCAAGUUCAGAAUUAAGUGCUGAAAUCACUAAAAGUGCUGUAGAGAUAAGUGAAUCCAUUUUAAGUUCACCAACAUUUGAAACCAGUGAAAGUCCUACAGAAACUACAGAAACUCAAAGUAGUGAAAUAAGUAAGAUUAUAACACCAACUUUAUUGUCGUCUGAAGCCAGUGGAAAUAUAAUAGUGACAAGUGAGACUACUCCUCAAACCUCGGAGUCACAUGAAACUACUAGUCCAGAACAAAAUGCUGCAAAUUUGCCGAGUGGGAUAUCUGAAUUUACAUCAGCGCCAAGUGAAGAAAUUAGUGGGAAAAUAGAACAAAUGACUCCAACUUUCGAUAAGGAUAUAGAGUUAUCCACAAAAUCACUUGAAGAAAUGAGUGAAAUCCCAGAAAAAAUCGCAGCUAGUAUAGUUACUACCGCUGUUACUCCUGCUAUAAGUUUGGAAACAUCUGAAGAAGUCAGUGCAACCUCUGAACAAACUGGAAAGACUUCAGUAGGUGAAACGAGUGAAGGUAGUUCACAGACUAUGCAGUCAAAUAAAAUUACUGGGAGUCCAAAAGAAUCUGAAGCCAGCGAAAAUGAAAAAACUACAGAAACUCAGAUUAGCGAAAUAAACGAUACCAUAAUACCAACUUUAUUAGCAUCUGGAAUUACUGAAAGUGUCAUGGAGAUAAGUAAAUCCAUGAGAAUCACCAGCCUAUCACCAACCAGUGAAGGUGAAAGUAUUAAAACUGAUUCUAGCAAAAUAAAUGAGAUUACAAGUUUAAAGACACCUGCAGUCACUAAAAUUAAGGUAGAAACUGUAGAGACCGCAUCUACUCAAGUAAGUUCUACCAGUUCUCUGAGCUUGCAACAGUCUGAAUCUACUGGAAGUCCAAAGGAAACUGAUGAGGUGAGUGAGGGCAUAACGCCAAGUUUAAUGGCAUCUGAAAUCACUGGAAGCGCUGCAGAAACAAUUAAAGCCAUGCUAAGUUCACCACCAAUUAAAAGCAGUGAAAAUGCUACAGAAACUAUAGAAACUCAAACUAGUGAAAUAAUUGUAACACCAGUUUUACUGACAUAUGAGGUCACUAGUGGUGAGGCAAAUGAGACCCCACCAACGAGAACCACUGGAAUUCCAUCAGAACUUGAAUCUCAAACAAUCGAUAUAAGUGAAAUUACGAUGCCAAACCUAAAGCCACUUGAAACUAUCACAAGUUCAGAACAAACAACCAUUGAGACAAAUGAGGCUAUUCUUCCAGGCUCAGAAUCACUCAAAACCACUACCUCAGAGCAAACUAUCACUAGUUUGCCGAGUGAAGAAACUGGAUUUGUAUCAAGGAUUAGUGAAAAAACAGAACAAACUAUGGAUAGGCCAGCUUUCAAGGAAGAUAUAAGGUCAACCACAAAAGCACUCGAAGAAAUGAGCGAAACCUCACAAAAAGCAAGUGAUGGAGGUCUUGAAGUUGCUACUCCCUCAAGUUUGGAAAUAUCUGCAGAAGCUGGCGCAAGUUCUGAACAAACGAUAUCAGUUAGUGAAACGACAAAAGAAAGCCUAGAGCAAUCUUCAAUUAGUGAAAAACUUGCACCAAUAUCGAAUUUUGUAUCUGAAGGAGUCACUGAAAAUCUGGAAGAAACCACGAAAAUUACGAGAAGUGAAGUAGCAAGUUCUCUAAAAAGCAGUGAAACUAUUGAAACAAAUGAAAUCACAAGCUCGCAUCCAUCUAUCGAAAUUAGCACAGAAUCUCCACUUAGUGAAAUAAAAACCACACAACUCUCCAGUGAGCAAGAGUCUUCUGAUGAACAAGCCAUUAAAACGAAGAUUGCUCAAAAUGAAUUAGUCGAUGAAGAGCACGAAUGCCGAGUUUCGUUCCAAGCUCAUCCAAUAACUGAUACUGAAUCUACAGCAAGCUUCGAGAUCGAGAAGGACGUUUCAGAUCCAAAUGCCUGCGCACUGGCUUGCUAUAAAGCAGGUUGCACUGGAGCAAAAUAUGGUAUCAAAGCAAAAAAAUGUGCGUUAAGUUUUAGUGAGAAGCAGCAAUGUGAUGGACAUGAAGAUACCCAAGAAAUAAAUGAUUCAAGUGAAGCGUGGUGGAUACAUUGUUUAAGCUGCAUUACAACAGAAAAUAGAAAUCAUAAUCGAUUAUAUUUGCCAAUUCCAGAAAAAACCGAAUCCACAGAUAAUAAUUUCGUAUUUGACGUUGGAAAAUUCACUACAGUUACAAUAUUUGAACCAUCAGAAUCAUCCAUAUCUAGUGGAGUUACAGCUGAAAAGAGUAGUACUACAGCGGGUUGGAUGUCACCUAGAUUUGAACAUACUGAAACAUCUGAAAGUGCUACAACUGAAAAAGCCAGCGAGCCUCUUACUGAAUCAAGUAUUGAAUUACCCAGUGGAGGAAGUACUCGAGCAACACCACUCGAAUCUACUGAAUUGCUUGCCAUGUCAACUAAAGAAACUAUGUCAGCUGAAACUUAUGGUUCAUUUGUUGAAUCGAGCAUUGGAGAAAGUACUUCAAUCAGAACAGUGUUGCCUAAAUCAGUAUCCUUUACAUCAACUGAGUAUAAAACAAGUAUCAGUGAGCCAAUGAAAUUAUUUAGCACAGAAAGUAUCCAACCAAGCAGAGAAGCAGUUUCAUUUUUGCCUGAAACUACUUCUGAAGUCACUGAAGUUUCUACCAUUAUUAGUGGUGCAACUGAAGCAAAAACUGCCAAAUCUGCCGAAUUCACAUCUGAGCCAGUUAGUGAAAAAGGUUUUCCAACAAAUAGCCAUGAAGAAACAUCAACCACCUUUGAAAAAACUGAAUCAACUGGUAUUAUAACUAAGGCACUUGGGGAGUCCACAGAAUCGCCUAAAGUGCUUCAGAAAGUCACGAUACAACAGCAUGAAGGUGCUUCUUCACAUUCAGGAUCUGAAAGAGAGUUAAUUCCUGAAGUACUGUCUAGCCCAGCAUUCAGUACAGAAACCAGCGCUCUACCAGAAGAACAUUUUAGUUCGUCAACCGACGAAGAAAAAAGUAUUGCAAUAACAGAACCACCCAUACGAGAGGUUUCUGAUUUCGUGGAUGUGCUUAGUCAAAAUAAAAAUCUAGGAGAAAUACUUGGUCGAACGACAAUUGCGCCUUCUGGAUGUGCAAAGGGCAAUUUGACAUUUUUCGGCCGAGAGAUAGCAAACUUACAUGUACAUUUCCAUGCUGAUAUGCAAGUAGAAUCAGUUAAUGAAUGUUUGCAAAUAUGUCACACAUUGCAAUGCUCAAUGGCAGCAUUUACGCGUGAUCCAACUCCAACAUGUUUGAUGCAGCUAAGUCCAAUGAGAAGUCGUGCUUGCGACAGCCUCGAUCCAUCAUUGCGAGUUCCUACUUGGAAUUUGGCUGAUGAUAAAAAUGUACUUCUUAUUCAGUGCAUUCAAUGUGGCAAUGAAGCUUCCUCAGAUGAUAUUUUUCCUGUUGUGCCACGAAGUAUCGAUAUUACUCAUCUUCUUAGCGCUCAACGAAAACAUGCAAUCAAUUCAGCUACCAUGGCAAAAGAUGGAGAGGACUCUCGUUGUUUUGGACGAAUCGAAUUUCAAACGAUGCCAGUAGGGAGCUUGCCACGUCUUAACAUUACCAACGAUAUUCCCGUGAAAUCAGCAGCUGAAUGCGCUGAUAAAUGCUACAACACGAAGGGCUGCUUUGUUGCUGGAUAUAUACCGAAUCCACUUGGAUCAUCGACGGAAGACGUGUGUUUGUUGACAUCAGACAUAAACGUUUGUCCAUCUAGUAAUUUCGUUCCACAGUAUAUUUCAAAAAGAGCUUUCAUCAUUACUUGUUUGAAGUGUUCUGCAUGUAAAUAUACGAUUAGUGCUGCACCAAGUGAUCAUUUCGAGACUACAAAUGACGAUUCAGCGACAGCAUUUUCGAUUGAUCAGUGCGCUUUAGAAUGUUUCAGACGAAAAUCUAAAAAAAAUGAAGGUUGUCCGCGAGAAAUGCCAGUCAACGUGACCAAUUCAGUUCUUUUAGAAUGUGUCACAUGUUCCUACUGA
This is a messenger RNA of Dracunculus medinensis (Guinea worm), 5652 nucleotides long. The record is from the annotation of a GenBank genome assembly. NCBI's taxonomy places the organism in Eukaryota, Metazoa, Nematoda, Chromadorea, Rhabditida, Dracunculidae.